This is a messenger RNA of Prosopis cineraria, 1805 nucleotides long. RefSeq lists its product as uncharacterized. Bases 366 to 1733 code for a protein of 455 amino acids. The record is from RefSeq and is a predicted model, not a curated record. Lineage: Eukaryota; Viridiplantae; Streptophyta; Magnoliopsida; Fabales; Fabaceae. The transcript has a single exon.
AAAUUAUAAAAUUAAAAAGAUAUUUUAUAAAAUUAAAAAAUAAAAUAAAAUUUUAUAUAAAAUUAAAAAAUUAAAUAUAUAUUUUAAUCGAUAAAUAUAUAGAUGGUUGGCCGAAUGUCUUAUUUUGUCUUUCCACGUCAUUUUUAAAUAGUAAUUUUUCCUUCGCAAGAGCUCGCCGUUACCGGUGGGGGAGGCGCUGUCCUUUUCUUCUUUCUUUUUUUCUUUUCUUCUCUUCUCUUCUCUCGAAAGAGAGGAGGCACCAUAACUGCGUUUUGCUACUUACAUAUACGACGCAUGUAAUAGACAUAUCGAAGAGUCAUCCAUCACAUCAGAUAUAGAUCCCAGGGCAUCUCUGAACACCCGGAAUGAAUUCUCACCCUUCCGUCCGACGAAUUUCAGAAUGCUUCAUCAAGCCACCCCUUCCUCUCAAUCAUCCUGACCGCAUCAUCUGCUAUUUAAGCCCCUUGGAUCUUGCUAUGUUGUCUGCUCACUACAUCCAGAAAGGCCUCCUCUUCCUCAAGCCUUCUCCUCCUAAUCAUCCCCAUUUCAUCGAUACUCUUCUCCGCCGCCUCAAGCACUCCCUUUCUCUCUCCGUCCUCCAUUUCUAUCCCCUUGCCGGCCGUCUAGUGACCACGCCUCUUCCCUCCUACUCCGUCUUCGUCGAUUGCCACAACAGCCAGGGAGCAAAAUUUAUCUGCGCCACUCUUGACAUGACCGUCUCCGACAUCCUCUACCCCGUCGAUGUCCCCUCCGUUGUCCAGUCCUUCUUUGACCAUGACAGGGCGGUCAACCACGACGGUCACACCUUACCUUUGCUGUCCGUUCAGGUCACCGAAUUGAUAGACGGCGUUUUCAUCGGCUGUUCCAUGAACCAUUGCCUCGCCGACGGCACUUCCUAUUGGAGAUUCUUCAAAGCGUGGGCCGAAAUCUUUGGAGCACUGGAAGGUGAUAGAUACAACAACGGCGAUGAUGUUUGUAUUCCCAUCUCACACCCGCCGAUUCACAAUCGCUGGUUCCCAGAGGGCUGUGGUCCCCUCAUCAAUCUUCCCUUCAGACAUCACGACGAGUUCAUAAGCAGAUUCGAAGCACCGCGUCUGAGAGAGAGAAUAUUCCAUUUCACGGCAGAGUCUAUUGCGAAACUGAAAGCAAAGGCCAACCAAGAGUCCAACACCACCAAGAUAUCGUCCUUCCAAUCAUUAUCGGCACUCGUAUGGAGGUGCAUAACAAGGGCGCGGAGUCUCCCCAGUGAUCAGAGAACAAGCUGUAAGUUGGCGGCAAAUAACAGAUCAAGAAUGGACCCUCCUCUUCCGGAGGAGUACUUCGGGAACUCGAUCCACGCGGUAACAGCAGAAACGACGUCGGGGGAGUUGCUAGAGCACGGCCUUGGAUGGGCGGCGUGGAAGAUACAUGUGGCCGUUGCGAACCACGACGACAAAAUAGUGCGUGAGUUUGUGACGAAGUGGUUGGAGAGUCCGAUGGUGUAUCAACUGGGUCGGUUCGUUGACCCGUACGGUGUGAUGAUGGGGAGCUCACCAAGAUUCGACAUGUAUGGGAAUGAAUUCGGAAUGGGAAAAGCGUUGGGUGUUCGAAGUGGGUAUGCAAACAAGUUUAAUGGCAAAGUGACGUCGUAUCCUGGUCGUGAAGGAGGGGGAAGCGUAGACCUGGAAAUCUGUCUUCCCCCGGAGUUGAUGACCGCUCUCGAAUCCGAUCACGAAUUCAUGAAUUCUCUGUAAAAUGUUUAUUGGGAUCCAAAUAAGGAAUCAAAUCGACGGAUUAAAAUAAUAUUUUUUGACAAUUUAAAUUUA